Molecule: messenger RNA, 549 nt
Organism: Mesorhabditis spiculigera
Lineage: Eukaryota; Metazoa; Nematoda; Chromadorea; Rhabditida; Rhabditidae
Source: the annotation of a GenBank genome assembly
AUGCAGGCAUCAGCCGGAAAGGCGUCCCUUCCCUCUUCAAUUCGGCAAAUCAUCCAAUCUGACGGUCUGAGGGGGUUGUAUCGAGGAUUCGGAAGUACUGUGGCCCGCGAGACCCCCUUCUCCUUCAUCCGACAUCCACUCUGGGAGGCGUUGAAGCGGUGCAGGACCAAAGAGAUGGGCCCUGUUGGACGAGUCGGUCAAUUCUUCCGAGACCGAUUGAGAUCGUCGCGGCCCUCGAAAAUCAUUGUGCGUCAAAACGAGCUUCGGCAGACGAUACUCGUCUUUGGCGCCGCGUUGAGCGUCAUUAUGGGCGUCUCUCCACCACUGAAGGGAGCAUUCCCCCUUGAUCACGACAAGAAAUGCAAGCUCGACAUGUUGAAUUACAUGUGUUGCCUGCACGAGAAGAAGCAAAAGAACACGGAAUGUCGAGAUCUGGCCCGUGGAUAUUUCAAAUGUCGAAUGGAGAAUGGGUUGAUGGAUCGAGACGACUGGAAUACACUCGGAUAUGGCGAUACAAACCAGACGCAGCACAUCAACACGCCAAACAAA